Molecule: messenger RNA, 4317 nt
Organism: Eimeria necatrix
Lineage: Eukaryota; Apicomplexa; Conoidasida; Eucoccidiorida; Eimeriidae
Product: phosphofructokinase, putative
Exons: 18
Coding region: 1-4317 (1438 amino acids)
Biological process (GO): response to glucose; glycolytic process; fructose 6-phosphate metabolic process
Cellular component (GO): cytosol
Molecular function (GO): ATP binding; 6-phosphofructokinase activity; diphosphate-fructose-6-phosphate 1-phosphotransferase activity
Source: RefSeq, a predicted model, not a curated record
AUGCCUGAGGAACGAAUACCGCUUCCGGCCCCGGGGGCCCACAGGCCCGGCGCUCCUCCUCUUCCUCCUCAGCGCUCUCCCGGCCACCCUGUGGCCGUUCUUCCUGCCGGUGCGGCGAGCGGCGCUUUUGCCGUUCCUGCGCACCUGCGUCGCGGCCGCUCUCUACUGGUUUUGACUCAAGACAACCAAUACAAGUUGUCAGCACCUCCAGCAGAUCCUCAUGGAGCCCGUUCGCCAUCUCGGGAUGCGUGGAAGCCUGCGACGGGGACGACGCAGUCGCCAAGGGGGCAGGCAGAGACGGAGAACACACCCACCGAAGUGGGCUUUACAAGCGCCCAAAGCACCCGCCAGCAGCCAGGUUCAAGACCUGUUAAGCGAUUUAGUUUUCGAGCUGGGGUUGGACUCUCCAUUGACGCUAGGAGCAGACAGUUAUCGCGCCGCCUCUCCUCUUUCGGCAUGACGGAAGGCAAUGUAUUUGGUACUCUCGCCACGGGCGUACCUAGCGAGGCAGCUCCAUCCGUCGAUGCUGUACUGAAAGAACAGGAAACUAACGGGAAGGUCCACUUACACUCAGCAGAUCUGUUUGAACGGUCUUCCCCUCUCCAGCGACUGCGACGGGCGUGGCGCUGCACUCUUCCUUCUGCACUGGAGAGCCAGCAGCUGCGUUUGGUGGAAUCUGAGUGUCCAGUGGACCAUCCAUCAUUGCAUCAGUCUGAGGAAGUGCAGAAACAGCUCCGGGGCUUCUUCCCGGCCACAUACGGGAAGAAGUACGUAGAGUUAGUGCCGGGCAUGGGCAGCGGCACCGCAUCUCCUAAGGAGCCUCAAGAGCAUCAGCUUUCCAAAGCUCUGAGGAUCGGGAUAGUUCUCAGUGGGGGCCCCGCUCCAGGAGGGCACAAUGUAAUUGCCGGGCUGUACGACUUCGUCAAACAAAGGCACUCCGAGUCAAUGCUUGUGGGGUUCAUGGGCGGCCUGGAUGGAGUCGUGACGGAGGAGCUCAUGGAAGACUUCAGGAACCAGGGAGGUUUCGAUAUGCUCUGGUCAGGACGUGGCAGAGUUGGUGGAGAGGAAGACAUACAACGGGCCAGAGAGGUCUGCGAAUCAUUGGAGCUGCACGGUUUCGUGCUGGUCGGCGGAGACGGGUCAAACAGCAACGCUGCAUUACUAGCAGAGUCCUUUGAAACGAACCUCCCAAGUUGCUGCGUCAUUGGAGUUCCCAAGACAAUUGACGGGGACUUGAAGAAUGCUCUGAUCGAGGCCUCCUUUGGGUUUGACACGGCGGCAAAGACAUAUUCGGAGCUCAUCGGCAACCUGUGCAUUGACGUCAACAGCUCCCAGAAAGUGUAUCACUUUGUGAGAGUGAUGGGCCGCAGCGCAUCUCAUCUCGUAUUAGAGUGCGCAAUGCAGGCGCGACCGAAUCUCGUUUUCAUCGGGGAAGAGGUGGAGAAGGAGAACAUGUCGCUUGAACAGAUAGUGCAGGAACUUGUCGAACUUGUGCUUAAACGCGCGGCAGACGGAAAGAUGUAUGGCGUUAUUCUUGUGCCGGAAGGGCUAAUCGAGUUCAUUCCGGAAAUGAAGCAGCUCAUCAAAGAACUUAAUAGCGUUUUGAAGACAGGACAGACUUUCAAGCCAGAGCUACUGAAGACAACCCGUGCUGUUUGGGAUUUCCUUCCUGAUGUGAUUCAAGACCAACUGCUUAUGGACCGUGAAAGCACAGGCUACAUCCAGGUGGCGAAAAUAGCAACUGAGAGGUUAUUGAUUUUGCUGCUAGAAAAUGAGCUGGCGAAGCAGGGGAAGGACCCUGAACAGUGGAGUUUCAUGCCACAUUACUUCGGCUACGAAGGGCGCUGCGCGAUGCCGUCAAAUUUUGAUGCGAAUUACUGUUAUUCUCUUGGGUUUGUUGCGGGCGCCCUUGUUGACAACAGAAGGAAUGGAUACAUGUCCGUCGUGCGGAACCUUGAUCAGCAUCCCACCCUGUGGACGCCAGCAGGCGUACCGUUCACGACGAUGAUGUGCGUCAAGGAGGACGCUAAAGGUGUAGCAUUUCCUGCAAUCACGCGUUCUCUAGUGGACCUUGACGGUCCUCUGUUUAAAGUUUUCUGCCGGGCCCGCGACCAGUGGAAGUUUGGUGAUUUCUAUCGCGUGCCUGGGCCGAUUCAAUUCGAGGGGCCCACGGCGGACGAGCCUCCGUAUGCUGUAUCCAUUCCAACAGAGGAUGAGCUUUUGCACCAGUCGGAGUCUGUUAGUUAUGUGGGGGUUGGAGGCCGUGUUGUCAAGAGCUUCGGCUUCUUGAGUGCAUUGCAACGCGAGCGGUUGACACAUCGGCCGCCUGUGCCCCCCCUAUGCCUUGACCCGAAGUGCAAAGCGAGGCCGAUGAAGCAGGUUCUUUGCAAGGACCCAUACACUCAGCGUCAGGUGCUGAUGCAUUACCCGUACUUGGCAAACAGCACUUUAUUUUACCUCCAUGAAGUAGCACAUGAUAAAUACACUCCACCAAUCAACUUUGGCCUUCGCGUUGGAUUCGUCCUGUUGUCAAGACAAAGCCCUGGUGUCAUGAACGUCCUCUGGGGACUUCAUGAACGCCUCAAGAUGGUACAGGGCAAGUGCCUGGCUUUCUUUGGUCUAAAGGGCCUGAUUGAGAAAAAUUAUAUUGAAAUUACAGACGAAAACCUGGAACUGUUUUUAAACCAGGGAGGCUGCGAGCUCACAGGACGAAGCACUACUCAUUGCUUGGGAUCCGUCGAAAACCAAGAAGCUGUGAGGCAGCGCUGUGAGGAGCUGAUGCUAGACGGGUUGGUGAUGCCGGGGUCCGCUUUCGCCAUGUCUGAAGCUGCACUGGUUGCAGAGUACUUCCUCGCGCGCCAAUGCCGCACUUCCAUCAUCGGGGUUCCUGCUACUGGAAGCAACAAUUUGGCUGGCGAGUUUAUCGAGACCUGUGUUGGAUUCGACAGCAGCACCAAGGUGUAUGCGGCACUCAUUGGCAACGUUCUUACAGAUGCCGCCUCUAUGCCGAAGUACUGGCAUUUUAUAAGACUCAUGGGCAGGCAGCCUUCGUUCGAGGUUCUGGAAUGUGCGCUGCAAACCCAUCCAAACGUCGUCAUCAUUGCAGAGGAAUAUGGGGCUGCUGACAAGACUCUUCUUCACGUUGUGCAGGACAUUGCAGAUGUAGUCUGUCGUCGUGCAGAGUUGGGAAGGAACUUUGGAACAGUCUUGAUUCCAGAUGCACUUUUGAUGCACUUGCCCAACAUGAAGAUUCUUCUGGCUGAGCUCCGCAGGAUCAUCAGAGAGGCGCAGUCAAAAGGAGAGAUGAAAAAAGCACAGCAACAACUUAUGGACGUGGAUAGCUGGGCGGCCAACGAGCCCGACAGCUGGAACUGGCGACUGACCCCAUGGAGUGCCGCGCUCUUUAAAACUUUCCCUAAAUUCAUCCGCAGGGAACUCGUCCAGGUUGAUAUGGGAGAGAUUCGUUUUGAGCGUCUCGAAACAGAGGAGCUUUUGGCCCAAAUGGUUAAAGAAGAGUUAGAGUAUAGAGCGUCAGUAGGCCGGUAUUGCGGGAAAUUCCAGGCGGUGACUCAUUUUUUCGGUUACCAGGGGAGAUCUUCAAUGCCUUCGACCUUCGACGCAAAUCUGGCUUACGCCUACGGGAACCUCGCCUCUAUUUUAGUGGAAUCAGGAGUAACGGGGCAUUGCUGCAGCAUCCGCGGCUUGUGUGGCAAUCCAAAAGAAUGGCACUUGGGCUCUGUGCCUUUUGUAUCGCUCAUGCGUCUGGUACCAAAUGUACAGGAUAACCCUACCCUGACAGCGGCGACGCAGCGCACGGGCACUUCUGCAGCAGACGUUGGAAUUGAUCGUACCUCAAGGACACCCAGUGUUACAGAGCAGCCGGUCAUUCCCAGCUCCGAAGUCAGCCUUGAUGGCAAAGCUUACAGGUGGAUGAAGACAGCGCUGGAACAGUGGAUGAUGGAGGAUCGCUUCUGCAAUCCUGGCAUUGGCGCAACAUUCUUUAACCGCGUCCUGUACGAGGAGCAAGCGGAAUACUUCGACAUGGUGCGGCGCGUCGAGUGUUAUACCAACAUUCUGCGGAAUACUUGCAGUUUUGGCGUGUCGGACCACAUCCUAAAACACGCCUUUGUUUCCCUAACUGGGCUUCUUAUGCUAGUGUUUCAUUCUGACGAGCUCACGACGCGUAUGCCGGCGCUUGGACAAAGCGAUGAGACAGAUUUUACAGAUGUCGAGCCGGCUGCUCUCCGAAAGUCAACAUGGAGAGAUCAAGGCCCGCUCGGGCGGCCACCAUCAUCAUCUAAACCACCUGGCAACUGA